AUGGCCUUGAACAGCCUCCUCAAUCUUCCUCCUUCCAAGAUCGCGCUCAAACCCCCGCUCCCGCCACUCCCGACGCGCCCGUCGGUCUUCUUGGCACCGCGCCACUUCCCGCCCUGCCGCUCUCCCCUCCGCAUCAAGACACCGCCGCCGCGGCAACACGUCCAAUCAUCCACGUCCCCGCCUUCGGGCACUGCCAACAACGCCCCCUCGCCGCCGUCGUCGAGGCAGGAGGCCGUCGCCCAGGCACGGUCCUGCCUCGCCGCGGCACUGCAGAAGCCGCUCAACAACUCGAUCCCGCUCAAGAAGCUCAAGAGGCAGCGGCAGCCGCGGUUCCGCGCCGAGAUCCCCGUGGUCGACGAGUCGCCGGGCUCCCUUGCGCGCCUCGCGUUCGACGUGUUCUCGGGCGGCGCAGGGGCAUCGAGGAAGGGCGCGCCGGCGCGGCUGCUGCUCGUCUGGCCCUCGGCCGAGGCGCUGGCCGUGGCCCUGAGCGAGUUCGAGAACCAGGGGGGCGACUCGGCGACGGCGCAUGCGCGGCUGGGCUCGGUGGCGCCGGACGUGGAGCAGGUGAAGGCCGCCGCCGCAGCGCUGGAACCGAAGCCGGUGGUGCUGUUCAACCCGGCGUGGAGCUUCGACGAGGAGGAAGAAGAGGAGAAAUUCGGCGCCGGCGCGAGGGGCUUCGUGGGCUCCUUCGACGUGGUCUACUCCUUCACGGGGCUGGAGGUGCGGGGCCUGCUGAGCAAGAAGAGGGGCGUGCUGCUCCGGUGCGUCGAGGUCGGGCGGUUCGGCGGCGAGAGCUGGGUGCUCAUGGUGGAGAACGACGACGGCGCGCCGGAGGGGCAGGAGUUCAAGGUCGUGUCGCGGCUUGAGAAGCGGCCGACGAUCGGCGAGGUGGAGACUAUGCUGUACAACCUCAUGGCCGCCAACUCGCCGGUGACCAAGUCGGCCAGGUUCCUCAGGGAGAUGGUUUCCAAUGUGACUGGAGGAAAGUCGAAGGCGCAGUGA
Miscanthus lutarioriparius is the source of this 1002-nucleotide messenger RNA. NCBI's taxonomy places the organism in Eukaryota, Viridiplantae, Streptophyta, Magnoliopsida, Poales, Poaceae. The record is from the annotation of a GenBank genome assembly.